Messenger RNA from Prunus avium (sweet cherry), 411 nucleotides. Its product is annotated as phytosulfokines. The record is from RefSeq and is a predicted model, not a curated record. Gene Ontology annotation, biological process: cell population proliferation. Gene Ontology annotation, cellular component: extracellular region. NCBI's taxonomy places the organism in Eukaryota, Viridiplantae, Streptophyta, Magnoliopsida, Rosales, Rosaceae. Gene Ontology annotation, molecular function: growth factor activity.
AUAUAUACAUAGUCUUCCACACAGUCCCAUCCUCACAAACUACAAAAGCUCAUCGUCUUAGAAUCUGCAAAGUGCAAAGCAAAAACAUGGCUUCCAAGCUCACCAGCCUCUGCUUCAUAGCCUUCAUCCUCUUCCUCUCAUUAAGCUGCUCCACAGCUCGGCCGCUGCCUUCAGCUUCUGAUGCCAACGCAAUGAAAGCUCAAGAUGAGUUGAAGGAUGUUGAAGUAGAAAAGGCCAUGGUGGAGGAAAGCUGUGAGGGAGUUGGGGAAGAGGAGUGCCUCAUGAGAAGAACGCUUGCGGCUCAUAUUGAUUAUAUCUAUACACAGAAGCACAACCCAUAAUUUCUUUUUUCUCUUCUUUCACUUUGUUGAUUUUGCAAUUCUUCUGUGAUGAUCAUCUACUGUAGGAAGU